This is a messenger RNA of Cyclocybe aegerita, 885 nucleotides long. Lineage: Eukaryota; Fungi; Basidiomycota; Agaricomycetes; Agaricales; Hemipholiotaceae. The record is from the annotation of a GenBank genome assembly.
AUGACUGGUCGAAUCGAAGAUCCCCAAGCCGAAAACACGCACUAUCAAGCUGCAACCUCGAAGCAAUCCGAAGUCGCUGAAGCUGCACAGAUAGCGGCAACCGGGGUACUUAAAUACGCACCGGGCACCGCAGCCUCUGCAGGUUCAGUAUCAUCAUGGGGAAAAGCGAAGAGAAAGCCGCUUAGAUUGAACAGUACAUUGAGCGCAGAGUCUUCAGAACCUCCCCGUACACCGCCAGACUCUAUCAACUUCGAUCCUACGGUCACAACAGGGACCACAUCCUCGGACCAGGGGUCCAGCUACCGUGCUCACAUUGGGAGAUAUGCAAGACCAGUUGGAUCUGCACCACCUGUUCCGCGUGUGCCAAUCGAGGUCGCUAGAAAGACGGGAAUCGAGCAGCUGCUCCAGAAUGUGCUCCCAGGCUCGAGAAAGCCAUCGACCCGAGGACUUCGAAACACUGCGAUUUCCGGAGAUUCCGACAAUCAUCCACCAGAUGUUCCCAACCAGAAGCCAGAAGGCACGCCACCGCUUACGCUCGAACAUGGCGUCAUAGGGUCUCCGCUCACUCCAAUUCCUGAUACCCCCGCUGAGCGCCAAGCGGCGUCUGCAAGCUAUGAAUCUCUUCAAGAGCAAGCGAUGCGGAGAAUAGGCGCAGAUAAUUUGUCAUCGGAGCCGAGCGAUGGAGGGGCGGGGACGAGCUACUACGUCGGGUUCAGCGAACCGGAAAUACUCCCACCUGCCUCAACUGUUCGAUUGGACCAUAUGGCAGAGCCAUUUCUGUUAGGAACGGUGGACGUUCCAGCUGAGAAGUAUGCAGAGCAACCCAGCGACCGGGAAUUCAACUUCAGAGCACUGGAGGAGGAGGCAGGCUCGGAUAGGGUGUAG